CGGGCGCGGGGAGCGCGGGCGCGGGGAGCGCGGGCGCGGGGAGCGCGGGCGCGGGCGGAGGCGGCGGCGGCGGUUGGAAGCGGCGGCCCAGAGCCCUCUCGCGGCCGCGGCGGCAGCAGCGCCAGCCCCAGCAGCAGCCCGGCCGCCGCCGCCGCCGCCGCCGCCGCCUCGCGCUCCCGCCGCCCGGCCCGACAUGAGUGAGGCGGGUCGGGUGCCCUCGCCUGCCGCGCCGCCGGAGGUGGCGGCGGCCGCUCCGGACGACAGGAAAGGGAAGGAGCCGGAGCGCGAGAAGCUGCCGCCCAUCGUGUCGGCGGGCGCCGGCGCGACUGCGGGUUUGGACAGAGGAUCCAAAGGCCAAAUUUCCACUUUUAGCAGUUUUAUUUCAACUGUUAACCAGAAGAAAGAAGCUGCUGAAAACAGAAGUUCACCUACACAUCUUGUUUUCCCUAACAUCAAGAAUGUGAGAGACCUACCACCAAUUUGCCUUGAUGUUAGACAAAAACAGCGUAUCUCUACAGAAGCAUCAUCAUCUGAAAUGAAGGCCCCAGUUCUUCCAGAACCUGUUCUUCCUAACCAGCCCAAGACCAUGAAAGACUUUCAGGAAGAUACAGAAAAAGCUAAGUCGUCAGGAGAUUGGAAAGCAGUGCAUGAUUUUUAUCUGACAACAUUUGAUUCUUUCCCAGAACUAAAUGCUGCAUUUAAGAAAGAUGCCACCACCUCAUUUAAUACCAUUGAAGACUCUGGGAUUAAUGCUAAGUUUGUGAAUGCUGUAUAUGAUGCCUUACUUAAUACUCCUCAAGACAUUCAGAAGACGGUAUUAAAGGGAAUCAUUAACAGCCUAUUACGAGAAUGGAAAGGUCCACGAACAAAAGAUGAUCUUAGAGCAUAUUUUAUACUUUUACAGAAUCCUCAAUUUAAUAACACAUCUACGUAUGUCAUCUAUGCUCACUUGCUACGACAGAUAGCUACCUUAGUGGAAGCUGAUCAUCAUUUCCUAGUUCACUGGUUUAAAAAAUUAUCCCAGAAGAGGUUCAAACAAUUGGUAGAGAGAUUGCUGCAAUUUAUUUCCUUACGCCUGUUUCCUGCAAAGCCUGAAGAAUUUCCACCUAUAACAAAGUGCUCCUGGUGGAUCCCAUCAGCAUCUAAAGUGUUGUCUUUACUCAAUACUGCAAACAGUUUGGUUCACCCUCCCCUUAUUCCUUAUACUGAUUUCUAUAAUUCUACAUUGGAUCACAUUGAUCUCAUGGAAGAAUACCACACCUGGCAGAGCUUUGGAAACUCUCACAGGUUUUCCUUCUGUCAGUACCCAUUCGUUAUUUCUAUAGCUGCAAAAAAAAUCAUUAUUCAAAGAGACUCAGAGCAACAGAUGAUAAGCAUCGCAAGGCAAAGUCUGGUGGAUAAAGUAUCUCGAAGACAGAGACCUGAUAUGAACAUGCUAUUUCUAAAUAUGAAAGUAAGACGGACACAUCUGGUUAGUGAUUCGCUUGAUGAGUUAACCCGGAAAAGAGCAGACUUAAAAAAGAAGUUGAAAGUUACGUUUGUAGGGGAAGCUGGUUUGGAUAUGGGUGGCUUGACCAAAGAAUGGUUCCUUCUUCUAAUUCGCCAAAUUUUUCAUCCAGAUUAUGGCAUGUUUACAUAUCACAAGGAUUCACACUGCCAUUGGUUUAGCAGUUUUAAAUGUGAUAACUAUUCUGAAUUCCGAUUGGUUGGAAUUCUUAUGGGACUAGCUGUUUAUAACAGCAUUACCUUGGAUAUUCGUUUCCCCCCCUGCUGUUACAAGAAACUGUUGAGCCCUCCCAUCAUUCCUAGUGAUCAGAAUACACCAGUAGGCAUCUGCAGUGUGACCACUGACGACUUAUGUCAAAUUAUGCCUGAGUUGGCCCAUGGGUUAAGUGAACUCCUGUCAUAUGAAGGCAAUGUUGAAGAAGAUUUCUAUUCAACGUUCCAGGUUUUUCAAGAAGAAUUUGGAAUAAUUAAGUCCUAUAAUUUAAAGCCAGGUGGUGAUAAAAUUCCAGUUACCAAUCAAAAUAGGAAAGAAUAUGUACAGCUUUAUGUUGACUUUCUUCUCAACAAAUCCAUCUAUAAGCAGUUUGCUGCAUUUUAUUAUGGAUUUCAUAGUGUGUGUGCUUCAAAUGCCCUGAUGCUGCUUCGUCCAGAAGAGGUUGAAAUUCUGGUCUGUGGAAGUCCUGAGCUGGAUAUGCACGCUCUGCAGAGAAGCACUCAGUAUGAUGGCUACGCGAAAACAGACUUAACCAUACGAUAUUUUUGGGAUGUUGUGCUUGGAUUUCCUCUUGAUCUUCAAAAGAAGUUGCUACAUUUUACUACAGGAAGUGACAGAGUGCCUGUAGGAGGAAUGGCUGACUUGAACUUUAAAAUCUCAAAGAAUGAAACUUCUACUAACUGGUUGCCUGUGGCCCACACCUGCUUCAAUCAACUUUGCCUUCCCCCCUACAAGAGCAAAAAGGACCUGAAGCAGAAAUUGAUCAUUGGAAUUUCAAAUUCAGAAGGUUUUGGACUUGAGUAACCUAGAAGACUUGAAAUAUAUUUUAUAUGUAGCAUUCACUUCCCUCUUAUUGUGCCUUUAACCUUUUCAUGUCUCUGUCUCACAACACCUUGACAAAGCUCACCAACUUUAAAAUACUGAUUUUUUUUUUUUAAAUCGAGUAUGAAGUAUGUUCAAUGGGGGAGGCACGAUUUUCUAAAAACACAGAAAUCGCUCGAGUAAGGAAGAGACCAGACGGCAGAGACAGGUGUGGGUCCGGCCCCUCUUUUUUAUAGCACUUUAUGAUUCUCUGUAAGUAGCUUCUCACAGGUGUUCCACUGGGAAAGCAAAGCACAGUGAAGCACGCGUUGACCCUGUAGCGGAGCCCAGUGGCAGAUUGCGUGCUGCCAGCACACGUAGCAACGCACAUAGCUACGUUCUCAUUCAUGUAAGGCAUGUAGCCAUAUUUUCAUACACCUGAGGGCAACAACAAACAGCAGUAUAAAUGCAGUUUACAGGGUUUUUUGAUAUACUGGCUUUGGUCUUAUAAGAUUCUUUUCAACUGUUGCUGAAAAGCAUGUAAAUAACUACAUACUAGCCUGAGAAUAAUGGGAUUUUGAUAGUGCCAUUUAUUGCUAAAAGAUUUAUUUUUACAAAGUAAAUUCAGGGUUUUAGAUGUGUAUACAGCUUUUACAAAUCAAUAAAGAUGACUGUACAGGAGUGUUAACUAUUUUCAGACCAUUGGAUUCGAGGUUAUGUUCUUUUAAGUAACGUUAGUCUGCAUGCACGUUGGCAGUAAACUAGUUAGAGUAUUCUGUAAUAUUUGUAUAAUGAUCAUUUCUUCUUAAGGGUCAGAAUAUUAGAAAGGAAAUCAGAUCUAUCGAAUUGUUGAUAAAUUAAGUCAAUUACAAGCACAAAAGAAAAGAACUGUUUUUAUACAUACUUUGACAUACAAGGCUUAUUUCUAGUAUUUUUGAUCACCAGUUGUACUGAAACACUAAUUUUUGCUAAAGGCUAGGAUAAGAUAUUUGACAAAAGUGAAUACAAUAAUAACAUCUGUGUCAAAAUGAUAUAGCUUGGUGUAAAAAUAAAGUUCAACAUUUUGGCCAAAAUGUUUGUAUUUCACUGGAUUCUGAAUGUAGUAAAUUCAAAAGUUCCCUUUUUGGAGUUUCUUAAAAAAGCAGCAUGUAAAAAGAAACUACAUUUUAAGUGAGACAGUAAAUGGUUUUCUUUUUAUUUACAGCAACUGAAGCAGUUUUAUUAGCAUGUUACAAAUAUUUUCGAAUCAAGACUUCUCUAUUAUACUUUGAAUAGCUUUCCUUCAGAAAACUCUGAAGAUGUAUUUGCAAUAAUAAUGAAGCCAGCAUUUAGUACCAGCAUAUGGUUCACAGGCAAAUAAUACUGUCCCCCAAUUUUUUCUCAGUUACACUGUUUUCUUAUAUCGCUCUGCUUCCUGCACCCAACCAGCAGAAUUCUUUUAGGGUGGAGGAAUGAAUUAACUCAUUCUCCUGUAGUUCGAAAGCCAAUUCGCCAAUCUUCAAGGAAAAGGAGUUAAUUACUUUGUUUCCUAUUCUCUUUAAGACGGAAGUGACUCUGCUUUUCCAUAGGGUAUACUAUGUCAAGGAUUUUUCUUCUUAAAAAUCUUGGAAAAUCCUAAGAAAGUUCAAGGCAUGUUGGUUUUGUUUCGUUUGCUCUGUUUUCUAUCCAUAUGCAAAUAAAACUGCUUCUCGGUUACUCUGCUUGAAAUAGAACGUAAGAUGUUUAAUGUAGGUUACUGCUUACUAGUAAGCACAAAAGAAUCAUGUAUAAGAAAUCAGACUUAAGUGUUUUAAAUAAAAUGUAAACAGUUUUUAUUUGGUAGAGACGGGAAAAUUGUGCUGGCUUGGUCUGCAUGUUUAACGAUGUGCUUGUAUAGCGAUAGCUACGUCACUUUUAAAUAAGUACACAAGCAAGCCAAAUUUUUAAAUGACAAAGUCCAUAAAUAACUGGAAAACUAUUGUUGUCUGUUGUUAAUAAGUUGAAAUUUGUAACCAUUUAUCACUUACUUACACAUUGCCUUUAUUUAUUUAUGUUCUGUUUUUGGUUUACAGUGUAAUAAUACCUCAUUUUUUUAAAAAAAAUCACUACUGUUCUAUUUCAUUAAUUUAAAUCGCUAGAAAAUUCAUGUAGUUGCUUUUUUAAAUAUAAUCUGUUAAGGAAUUCUUGAUUUUUAUAUCCGCCACAGUAAAUUAAAGCAUUGCACAGUAUUUAUCAGUAUUUACAAAAUGUCCUGUCCUUUUUAAAUCUUUGCUUAAUCAUAUUUUUGUCUGUAUGAUCAAAAGUUUUUAAUGGUCUGUCUUUUUUGUACAAAUCUGUAUUGUAUUAAGUUGUUCAUUUCUGGAAGAAAAUUUUUCAAAUAUUAAAGUUAUACAAUCA
Messenger RNA from Neofelis nebulosa (Clouded leopard), 4897 nucleotides. It is a transcript of the gene HECTD2, whose product is annotated as HECT domain E3 ubiquitin protein ligase 2. Lineage: Eukaryota; Metazoa; Chordata; Mammalia; Carnivora; Felidae. The transcript has 21 exons. The record is from RefSeq and is a predicted model, not a curated record. Bases 194 to 2524 code for a protein of 776 amino acids. Gene Ontology annotation, biological process: protein polyubiquitination. Gene Ontology annotation, molecular function: ubiquitin protein ligase activity.